Molecule: messenger RNA, 2379 nt
Organism: Zalophus californianus (California sea lion)
Lineage: Eukaryota; Metazoa; Chordata; Mammalia; Carnivora; Otariidae
Gene: HOOK1
Product: hook microtubule tethering protein 1
Exons: 23
Coding region: 193-2379 (728 amino acids)
Biological process (GO): cytoskeleton-dependent intracellular transport; cytoplasmic microtubule organization
Cellular component (GO): centrosome; cytoplasm
Molecular function (GO): dynein light intermediate chain binding; microtubule binding
Source: RefSeq, a predicted model, not a curated record
CUCCCCGCCCCCGUCCUCACCGCACCUGCCAGGUCACAAACCCCUUCCCACCCUCUCGCGCUCCCUCCCGGAGGCUGUCUUGUCUCACAUUGAUUGGUCGGAGCCAAGAGGGUCGUCGACGCCGGCUCCUGGCGGAGCGCGGGGAGGAGGGAGGUGUCGGUGUCAGCGGCAUAGUCGACGGCGGCCCCGGUCAUGGAAGAGACGCAGCCGCUUCCGCAGUCCGAGCUGCCGCUGUGCGACAGCCUUAUCAUCUGGCUGCAGACAUUCAAUACUGAUGCACCUUGUCAGGAUGUCGCACAGCUGACUAGCGGAGUUGCCAUGGCACAAGUUCUUCAUCAAAUUGAUGUAGCUUGGUUCAAUGAAUCUUGGUUAAGCCGAAUUAAAGAGGAUAUUGGUGACAACUGGAGAAUAAAGGCUAGUAAUUUAAAGAAGGUACUUCAAGGAAUUAUGAGUUAUUACAGUGAGUUUUUGGGGCAGCAGAUUUCUGAAGAACUUAUCCCUGAUUUAAACCAAAUAAUUGAAUGUUCAGAUUCUGUGGAGCUUGGGAGAUUGCUCCAGCUUAUUUUAGGUUGUGCAGUCAACUGUGAAAAGAAGCAAGAACAUAUUCAAAAUAUAAUGACACUAGAAGAGUCUGUUCAACAUGUGGUCAUGACUGCUAUUCAAGAGUUGAUGAGUAAAGAAAUAUUGAGCUCUCCUACAAAUGAUGCUGUUGGAGAAUUAGAGCAACAGCUUAAAAGGGCCUUGGAAGAACUUCAAGAAGCACUAGCAGAAAAAGAAGAACUGAGGCAAAGAUGCCAAGAACUAGAUAUGCAGGUGACUGCACUUCAAGAUGAAAAGAAUUCAUUAGUUUCUGAGAAUGAGAUGAUGAAUGAAAAACUUGACCAGUUGGAUGGAUCUUUUGAUGAUCCAAAUACAGUGGUUGCAAAAAAGUAUUUUCAUGCACAGUUACAACUAGAACAAUUACAGGAAGAAAACUUCAGGCUUGAAGCUGCAAAAGAUGAUUACCGUGUUCACUGUGAAGAACUUGAAAAGCAACUAAUUGAAUUUCAGCAUAGGAAUGAUGAACUGACUAGUCUUGCUGAAGAAACAAGAGCCCUGAAAGAUGAAAUAGAUGUUCUUAGGGCUACCUCUGAUAAAGCAAAUAAACUAGAGUCAACAGUCGAGAUAUAUCGUCAGAAGCUACAAGAUCUGAACGACCUUCGCAAGCAGGUGAAAACUUUACAAGAAACAAACAUGAUGUAUAUGCAUAAUACAGUCAGCUUAGAAGAAGAAUUAAAGAAGGCAAAUGCAGCACGUACGCAGUUAGAAACAUACAAGAGGCAGGUUCAGGAUCUUCACAAUAAACUUUCCUCUGAAUCCAAAAGGGCAGAUAAACUAGCAUUUGAAAUGAAGCGGCUUGAAGAAAAACAUGAAGCUUUACUUAAGGAAAAAGAGAGACUAAUAGAACAACGUGAUACUCUGAAAGAAACAAAUGAAGAGCUUCGAUGUUCACAAGUACAACAAGAUCAUCUAAACCAAACAGAUGCAUCUGCUACAAAAAGUUAUGAGAAUCUUGCUGCUGAGAUUAUGCCAGUGGAAUAUAGGGAAGUGUUUAUCCGACUGCAACAUGAAAAUAAGAUGCUCCGCUUGCAACAGGAAGGUACUGAGAACGAGCGUAUUGAGGAACUUCAGGAGCAGCUGGAACAGAAGCACCGCAAGAUGAAUGAACUGGAAACCGAGCAAAGGCUGAGCAAAGAGCGUAUCCGAGAAUUGCAGCAGCAGAUUGAGGAUCUCCAGAAAUCUUUACAGGAACAAGGCUCCAGGUCUGAAGGAGAAAGUUCCAGCAAACUAAAGCAGAAGUUGGAAGCUCAUAUGGAAAAACUAACUGAGGUCCAGGAAGAAUUACAGAAGAAACAAGAACUCAUUGAAGAUCUUCAGCCAGAUGUAAACCAGAAUGCACAAAAGAUCAAUGAACUUGAAGUUGCUCUUCAGAAGAAAGAUGAAGAUAUGAAAGCGAUGGAGGAGAGAUAUAAAAUGUACUUGGAGAAAGCAAGAAAUGUAAUAAAAACUUUAGAUCCCAAAUUAAAUCCAGCAUCAGCUGAAAUAAUGCUACUUAGAAAGCAGUUGGCAGAGAAAGAGAGAAGAAUUGAGAUUCUGGAGAGUGAAUGUAAGGUAGCAAAAUUCCGUGAUUAUGAAGAAAAACUCAUUGUUUCUGCCUGGUACAAUAAGAGUCUAGCAUUCCAGAAACUGGGGAUGGAGUCUAGACUUGUGAGCGGCAGUGGUGCUGGCAAAGACACUGGUGCGUGUACCCCCGCCCGGUCUUUCUUAGCGCAGCAGCGGCACAUCACCAGCACCAGGAGAAAUCUCUCUGUCAAAGUUCCUGCUACAACACCUGAUUAA